This is a messenger RNA of Triplophysa rosa, 2033 nucleotides long. RefSeq names its product finTRIM family, member 92 (gene ftr92). The record is from RefSeq and is a predicted model, not a curated record. Gene Ontology annotation, molecular function: zinc ion binding; protein binding. The transcript is spliced from 6 exons. The coding region runs from base 177 to 1715 and encodes 512 amino acids. NCBI's taxonomy places the organism in Eukaryota, Metazoa, Chordata, Actinopteri, Cypriniformes, Nemacheilidae.
CGAGUGUCAUCAGAGAGCCCCGCCCCCUCACGCACCGAAGAAUCGAAACACGCAAAGCCACGCCCACCGAGUGUCAUCAGAGAGCCCCGCCCACCCCUCACACAAAUCGAUGAAGAAUCGAAACCAAACGGCUUGUGUUACUCGAGUCCCUUUAAUCUGAAGUCUUGUUUCUGCAAAUGGAAAGAGAGCCGCGCCCACCCGUGUGUUCGGGUUGCCUUCGGGACCCUCAGAUCAACUUCUGCCCUCAGUGUGAACAGACAUCCACAUCUGGGACUGAUCCGGAUCAAGCCGAGAGUCUGGAGAGAGCAGAUCCGGAUCAGUCCGUUGCUUCAGUUGUCGAGAGAUUGGAGAGGACAGAUCUGCAGACAGAUGAAGGUGCAGAUGUGGAGUGUGACGCCUGCGCUGUUAGACAAGUGAAAGUUAUGAAGUCAUGUCUGGGACGUUUGGCCUCGCGCUGUGACGCUCAUCUCGAGACCCACGCUGAUCUGAGAACACGUGAAACACAGACGUGCUCUCGGCAUGACAGACCUCUGGAGGAGUACUGUCGCUUUGAUCAGAUGCGUGUUUGUUUUCUGUGUAUUCUGGAUGAGCACAAGGGUCACGAUGCGGUGUCGGUCGCCUCAGGGAGAGCAGAGAAACGGACACAGCUGGAAGAAACCGUGAAGAAGGUCACAGAUCGAGAGGCUGAACUGAAUGACGUCAAGAAGGCUGCGGAUAUUCUCAUGAACCUGAGUGAAGCCACGGAAGAAGCGGGAGAGCGAAUCUUCACAGAACUGACGGACUUUAUCCAGUCGAGUCACACAGAGGCCAUGACGCUGAUCCAGAAUCACAUGAGAGCUGAGAUGAACCGAAUCCAUCGACACGUAGACGGUCUGGAAGAGAAGAUUUCUGAACUAAAGAGCGAACAUUCAGAGCCGAGACGGCUUUCAGACACUGAACAUCACGUCUCUUACCUUCAGCGCGAUGACUUCUCCAGUCGGACCAUUAACCCCCAGUUCUCUUUUGGUGAGGUCAUUAAAUCUCUCUCCUCAUUAACGCAACAAAUACGAGACAUUUGGACACUGGAAAUCAGAAGGAUAAGCUCUGCAGUGAAAAGAGAUCAAAUCCUGCUGCCCUCUGAACCCAAGACCAGAGAAGACUUUCUACAAUUUCUGGUUCCUCUGAGUCUGGAUCCAAACACGGCUCACAGGAAUCUCAGUCUAACCGAUCAGAACCGAACCGUGGUGUGCAGUACAGAAUCUCAGCCUUACCCGGAACAUCCCGAGCGUUUCCAAUGGUGGGCGCAGGUGCUGACCAGCGAGGGUUUGACCGGACGCUGUUACUGGGAGGUGAUCUGGACGGGUCUGUACGGGGUGGACGUUGCGGUGGCCUACAAAGACAUCAAGAGAACUGGAGACAGGGAUGACAGCGGAUUCGGAUACAACAGAUACUCGUGGAGUUUGGACUGUUCUGAAUUCAGAUGUGCGCUGGUGCAUGAUAACACAGAGACAGCGAUGACAGGAGCGGUGUCUCACAGGAUCGGCGUGUAUCUGGAUCACAGGGCAGGACUUCUGUCGUUCUACAGCAUCACAGACACCAUGACGCUCUUACACAGAGUCCACAACCACUUCACACAACCCCUUUAUCCAGGAUUCGGCCUCUUUCAGGGAUCAUCGCUGAUAUUGUCUGGGCCAGAAUUUAUCGCAAUGCCACAAAAAAGUCAAAUGAAGAAGUAAGAUUUAUAAAUCAAGGCAAAGAUGACAUUAUCCAGUGCACAGCAAAAACGACAAAACACAGAUUCACUUGGAUGAAAAUACCCCAAAACCAAUUAAUGCAUGACACUGAAAGAAAGCAAAGCAAUAUAAAACAUCUGUUGUUAACAUAGAUAGCUCUUUAGAAAAACAUUUUGAGAAGAACUUGCUGCAUUUCAUCUGUUUUAUGUUUGUUUUAAGGUAGUGGUUCAGAUUUUCCUGAUGCGAGUUUACAGUAAAAGAUCAGUUUACUUUAAACUGACAGUUCUGUUAUCUAUUACUCGCUCUUUUCUUUGCUCCGAA